AUGCAAUCCAAGCCACACUCUUCCGAUCUGCUGAAUGCUGCAAACAAGCCGUUGCCCAAGCGCGUCUUCUGUGCAGUGAAGCACCUGCCGCUCAUCCUCGAAAAGACAGACGAAGGCUACAAGAUCACCAACUCAAGCCUUGGGCCUCUCGUGUCCGCCUACAGACUUCUCGCUGAGGACAACAAGGGUCUGGAGUUCAUCUGGGUCGGCACGCUGCUGGACUAUGUGCCACCGGAGGACCGAGCCGCGCUUGCUAAGCGCAUCAGGGAGGAGUUCAACUCGGUCGUCAUCUUCCUCGACGACAAGGUCCGACGGCAGUGGCUCUCCUUCUGCAAGACGGUCCUCUGGCCGCUGCUCAACUCGCAGCUGGUGACCAACAAGUUCGAGCCCGCCUUUUUCGCCGAGGCACUCUCCAAGGCCGUUACCGGCGCCGAGGACGAGGUCGUGUGGAUUCACGACUACCACCUCAAGACCCUCCCUGAAAAGCUGCGUGAGCGAGGCGUGACGAAUCGGAUAGGGUUCUUCCUUCACACGCCCUUCCCCACAUCCGAGCUCUAUCGUAUUCUGCCCGUCCGCGGCAAGCUGCUUCAGGGCAUCCUGGCCUCUGAUCUCAUCGGUUUCCAGACCUACCACGACUGCCGACACUUCCUCUCAGCCUGCACCCGCGUUCUCGCCCUCGACUCUCAGCCCAAGGGUGUGGAAUGGAACGGCCACAUGGUGGCGGUCGACAUCUUCCCUGCUGGCAUCGAUCCCGAUGUCCUCGAGCACACCAUGGAACAGCCCCAGGUCAAGAAACGAGUCGAAGAGCUCAAGAAGAUGUUCGAGGGCAAGAAGAUACUCAUGGGCCGCGAUCGUCUCGACACGAUCAAGGGCAUCCCUCAGAAGCUGCUGGCCUUCGAGGACUUCCUCGGUCGCUUCCCCGAGUGGCAGGGCAAGGCAGUCCUGUUCCAGGUGUGCCUGCCGCCUCGCGAGGAGAGGAAGACCAGCAAGAGCCAAACCUCUGCCGAGGGCGAGCUGCAGGAGCUCCACGCUCAGAUCAACGAACUGGUUGGUCGUAUCAACGGUCGCUACUCGACGGCCGACUUCACCCCCAUCCACUACCUCAACAACAAGAACCUCUCGCUCGACGAGAUCUGCGCGCUCUACAUGGCCGCCGACGCCGGCAUCCUCACGCCCCUUCGCGACGGCAUGAACCUGACUUGCCACGAGUACGUGGUGUGCCAGAAGGGCAACUACGGCCCGCUCAUUCUCAGUGAGUUCGCCGGCUCGGCGCAGAGCCUGGGCGGCGCCGUGCUCGUCAACCCGUGGGACAUCCGCGGCGUGGCCUCCACCAUCGCCGAGGUCUUCUCCAUGAACGAGACCGACAAGAAGCUGAAGCACGAAUACAACUUCCACUAUGUGAAGAGGAACACGGCGCUCCUGUGGGCGCGCACGUUCCUGUCCGAGCUGAUGAAGAUCGAGGUGUCGACCACAGUGCCCAAGAUCAAGUUCAACGACGUGUGCUCGGCCUACUCGCAGGCCAAGAAGAGGCUCUUCCUGUUGGACUAUGACGGCACCCUCACGCCCAUCGUCAAGAACCCGCAAGACGCCAAGCCCUCGCCCCGCCUCCUUAAAGCGCUUAAGGACCUCACGGCGGACAAGAGGAACCAGGUCUAUAUCAUCAGCGGCCGCGGCCGCGAGUUUUUGGAGCAGUGCAUGGCCGGCCUCCCGGUCGGCCUCUCGUGCGAGCAUGGCCUCUUCUUCCGGCACUACGAGUCCGACCAGUGGGAGGACCUCCUCUCCGGCAUGGAGUUCACCUGGAAGGACAUCGUGCUCCCCAUCCUCGAGGACUACACCGAGCGUACGCCCGGUUCGAUGAUUGAAACGAAGGAGGUCAACCUGGUGUGGCACUACCGGAAUGCCGACAGCGACUUCGCGUCGUUCCAGGCCAAGGAGCUGGUGGUUCACCUGCAGAACAUCGCCUCCAAGCUGCCCAUCGAAGUGCUCAUCGGCAAGAAGGUCAUCGAGAUCCGGCCCCAGAACGUGUCCAAGGGCGCCACCGUGAGGAAGAUCAUGAGCCUCGAACCCGACGCCGACUUUGUGCUGUGCAUGGGCGACGACAAGACCGACGAGGACAUGUUCGCCGCCAUCCAGCACCACCUUCAGCGCUCCAGCUCCACCGACAACGUUCACUCCAAGGACGGCGACAAGGACAGGGGCGCGGGCUUCUUCAGCUGCGUGGUGAACAGGCAGGACUCACAGGCCAAGUACUUCAUCCGCAACCAGCGGCAGGUGGUGAAGCUGCUCCAGGCCCUGGGCGAGGGCAAGACCGAGGUGGAGGACGAGGGCGUCGACGACGACUUCGACGACAAGGAGGGCAACGCGAGCGAGCACUCCAAAGAGAAGGCCGCCAACUAG
Acanthamoeba castellanii str. Neff is the source of this 2397-nucleotide messenger RNA. Its product is annotated as trehalosephosphatase. NCBI's taxonomy places the organism in Eukaryota, Discosea, Longamoebia, Acanthamoebidae. Gene Ontology annotation, molecular function: catalytic activity. The coding region runs from base 1 to 2397 and encodes 798 amino acids. Gene Ontology annotation, cellular component: alpha,alpha-trehalose-phosphate synthase complex (UDP-forming); cytosol. The transcript is spliced from 13 exons. Gene Ontology annotation, biological process: trehalose biosynthetic process. The record is from RefSeq and is a predicted model, not a curated record.